Ceratosolen solmsi marchali is the source of this 2364-nucleotide messenger RNA. RefSeq names its product citrate synthase, mitochondrial. The transcript is spliced from 8 exons. NCBI's taxonomy places the organism in Eukaryota, Metazoa, Arthropoda, Insecta, Hymenoptera, Agaonidae. Gene Ontology annotation, cellular component: mitochondrial matrix. The record is from RefSeq and is a predicted model, not a curated record. Gene Ontology annotation, biological process: tricarboxylic acid cycle; carbohydrate metabolic process. Bases 629 to 2254 code for a protein of 541 amino acids.
UUAGAAUCACGUAUACAGGGUGUAUAAUUAUUUAUGUGUGGUAAUGUUCAUUCCAAAGAAUCCUUUAUGGGCGUGAAUUGUUAACAUAGAAUAUAUUUUAUUCUACAGUUUAACCCUUCCGCGUAAUUAAGUUAAUUAUAAUGUGUACGUUUUACCUUGAGGUGAUUCAUUUUCGUAACUGAGCUGCGCGAACAUAAUUGAAACUGUGCCAUGUUAUAUUAUUAGCUAAAUAACCUAUCGAAUAUGUAAUAUUCGCUAAUUGUUUUUACCAAAAUUUUCUCGCAUACUUUAUUAGUUACAAACAAAAGCUGACUACGCAGUUCGUGUAUUAAAAAUAUGAGAAUGUAAACUGUAAACGUUGUUGCAAUUUGAGAUGUGGCGGGAGUAACGACGACAAGUGAGAAAUAAAUAUAGUAAAAACCUUGACAUCAGCUGUAUUCAGUACCUAACCUUUCCUUCUAAAUUCUCAAGUGGUCUUUUGCUAGCUCAUUUCAUUAUACGAAAUUCUCGGUUACAAUGGCUUCUAAGCAACUUUUUCAGUGUAAUUUUUAAACUCACAAUGUUAUUUCGUGACAAGUCCAAGGGGUAGAAUAAAAAUUACUGCGUUAGCGAACGAUAGUUCAUCAAAAUGUUUCAACUCUGUCGAAAUGUGAAAAUUAAAUACCAAUUCUUGGAAUCAGCAAACGUUCUACUUUUCAAAAUUGAUAGUUCAACAUCGUCUAGCAAUUCUACAACUAAUAAUGAGAGCUUUGUGUUAAAGCUAUUGUCGACGAGGGGAGUACCGAGCACGAGUACGGAUCUCAAGGAAGCUUUGUGCGAAAAAAUACCCCUCCAUCAUGAUCUCCUGAGGAAUUUUCAGCAACUCCAUGGAUUGGAUGUGGUUAGUCAAGUCACCGUCAAUGAUAUCUAUCGCGGACUCAGCGGCGUAGAUGUUUUAAUUCGGGAAACAUCGGAGGUCAAUACGAAAAGCCAACUCGUAACGGAGAUAAACCGAGUGUGCGCUGAAAGUAAAAAACCGCAACUUCAGAUAAAAUACAGAGGAUUAUCCAUACCGGAGCUCUUCGACCUUCUGCCCCGUAAGGGCAAGUCGCCCAGCCCCGAGGCCGUCUUCUGGCUCCUGCUGACCGGUGACGUCCCCACCAUCCAGCAAGCGGAGUCACUGAUGGCCGACUGGACCGAGCGCCGUGACAGACGCAAGGAUUGGUGGUGGUCCGGGUCGCCCGGCAAGUCAGGGGGCGUAGUCGGCAACGUCCUCCGGGCGCUGCCGCAAAACGUCUCCCCCGUCGCGAGGUUGGCAAUCGCACUCACAGCCCUCGACGCCGACAAGCAUUACAAAGAGGCCCUGAAGACCGGAGCCUUGAGUUACACUUACUGGGAGCACAUUUACGAGGACAGUAUGGAACUAUUGGCAUCGUUGCCCGCCAUCGUUGCCCUUGUGAGUGCUUGCGAGAUGCAACCAACGCCCUUAUCACUGCAAAAGUCCGAUUGGGUCGAAUUCUUUCUCGACUGUCUGCACAAUACCGCCAACAACUUCACCGAGGCUCAGCAGCAGAGUCUUGGAGAUUUUCUAAGGCUCUACAUCACCGUGAACGCGGACGAUGACGGAGGAAUACCAGGAGCACACGUGGCACAGAUUAUGGGAUCCUGCCAAUUCGAUGCAAGUCGAGCUUUAGCCGCAGGUGUACUUGCAUAUGCCAAUGAACCCACAAGUGGUACACUCUAUCAAUACAUGAACUUCCUGAUACAGUUACAAAAUGCUGUUGGGCGAGAACCAAAACAUGAUAUUUUGCGAAACUUUGUCAAUACUCUUAUUGAGAAACGAUAUCAAAUAGCUGGUCAUAAAAUUUCACAAUUCGAAGACUCGCGGUACAAGGUUUUGCAAAACUUUGUGAAAAAUUAUGUACCUAAUAAUUCAGAAAUAAAGUUAUCCCAAGAAAUAUCUGACAUUUACACUAAACAAUUGAAGCAAGCAAGAAACCACUCGGUAGUCGCUGAGCAAAAUGCAAUCGCGGCACCUUUAUUUCAAUUUUACGGUUUGCGAGACAUGGAUUAUAACCAGCUUCUGCUAUGCAUGUCACGGGCUCUCGGCAUUGUGGCUUCAAUGAUAUGGACAACAGCUUUAAACGCACCGGUUGAGCGACCGAGAUCGAAAUGUACCUACACGUAUUUCAACGACUUUAGGCAUAACCCUUCGAAACCCCGCUCCAGGUCUACGAAAAUUACAAGAACACCGGGAAAUAAAAAUGCAAAGUGAUAUUGACGAUUGAAAAAUUACAAUACGACUAGAACUAUAUGGUUAUGUGAAAGUAAAUCUGUGGUCGAACAUAAAUGAUGAGCUAUAUGGUAUUAUAUUAUUUAGAUAGA